AUGUGGAAGCAAGACAUUGGACAGUGGGUAGAGCGCAAGGGGCGCCGUGGUUGGGUUAAGCAGCAGCAGCAGCAGCAGCAAUCCAGCGCUCCACCGUCACCUGCGAGGCGGGUUGGUUUCCUCCCAGAAGGCUUUGAAGAUCGGCACGAGGAUGUGACGCUCAUGCCCGAUAUGGCGGCAAACGCGGCACACCCAAGCGGCGCCAGCGACAAUGCCGCGGCCCCCGCACCUGCGGGGGAGCGCUGGGUUGCUGUGUACGGCGCCUCGCCAGGGAGCAUCAUGGAGGUGCGGGAAUUCCUCGACGUCAUGUUUGGCCGGACCGUGGCGCACUACUACCCCAUGGCGUACGCAUCCGCAGGAAGCAGCGAAUUGACGCCCACUUUGGCGGGAGGCCAGAAUUGGUUCUACGUGAAAUUUGAGGAUCCGAUUUCGGCGGCGAGGGCCGUGUAUCAAAGUCCCCUGACCAUCUCCGUGGGCGGGGGCCGCGGGGCCGCUUCCGCGGCAGCGGGCGGUGCUGGCCCCGCGGCGAGGGAAGAGGUGGUUGGGGUGACGUGGUGCACGGAUGGGCACUUUCUGCGGCGGGAGCGCGAGGCGGAGCAGAGGCAGCGCGAGCCGCCGCACCCCAGAGGCGGCUCCACUGACAGCCACCGCAGUCAUCCGCGGCGGGCGGCGGACGGAGUCGAGAAUGCGGCGGGUGUGACGCCGCGUGGGGCGGAGCGUCUGCAUCGAGCGCAGCCCCCUCCGUCACUUAGCGAGGCAGAAAGCGGGGGACGGGCGUCGCGUGGUUUAGGAACGCUCCUCUACGAUGCGCUUUGCUCGCCCUGGCGCGGGCGAUGGACGGCGACCCCGUCCCGCGACCACUCCUCUCCAGACAUCGCUGCCAGCACAUCCUCUGGCUCCCUCGCGUCCUCUUCUUCGACCCACACGGAGGCGUUUCACGAGGACCGUGGGGCGGCGCACGGCGACGACGGCGGAGGCGGAGGCGGCGCUGCAGCGGAGGCGGCGGAGGCAGCGUCAGCCACGGGGGACUUCACCGUCCCCUCAUGUCUCCGCGCAAGAAAAGAGCGGCGCCACCACUACGAUGCGGAGCGUCAGCUUCACGGCGCCAUACCCGUUCGCCCGCUUCGCGGCAAUGAGUCGGUGCUGUGCGUCUUGCGCGCCGACGCCGCGGAACGCCGGCUCCUGCGACGCGUUGUUCUCGCCAUUGCCCGCCUGCCCUCCCGCAUCUCUCGCCUCUUGGUCUCCCCGGCGCUGCGGCACGAGGACCUUAACGCGGCCGUAGACGCCGCGGACGACAGCCAGUGGCUCUCGACGCUUGGGGGCCUCGUCGUGGAUCGGCGCAGCGGCCAGCGGCGACAGCUCCUACGCAAUCGCCACUACAACGCCGCUGCCCGUCUCCACGGCGUGAGCGGUGGCUACGGGGAGGCCUCCGUGAUCGCCGCCUGGACGCCGUGCCGCUGGUACGAACGCGCCAGCGUGACGUCUCUGCUUGCGUGCCUGUUUCUCAUCCUCCUCGUUUUCUUUUCAGGCGUCUGGGGUGGUGGGGCCUCCGUCAUCGAGGAUGCAGCCACCGGACGUUGGGGCAACGACACCGCCGCUGCCGCUACCGUGGUCGCGGACGCCGCCUACGACGGCGGCAAAUAUGCGGCCCCGCGCCUGGGGGCAGGGCAGCUGCAGGGCACUAUGUUUGCAGACGGCAUCCACGGCAGUGAUAGAUACAAGGCAAGAACCUUGUAA
Messenger RNA from Trypanosoma conorhini, 1737 nucleotides. RefSeq lists its product as uncharacterized. The record is from RefSeq and is a predicted model, not a curated record. The transcript has a single exon. Lineage: Eukaryota; Euglenozoa; Kinetoplastea; Trypanosomatida; Trypanosomatidae. The coding region runs from base 1 to 1737 and encodes 578 amino acids.